UUCCAACAGCGAGAAUUUUAAAACUAUUUUACACUGGGUGCUUGGUUCAAAGAACCAAUGAAACAAUUACGCAUAAUCAUUUGAUAUAAAUCACGCCGUAUACCUGACAAUAUUGCCGGUGCUAAAGGUCAAACAAAUAUAUAUGCUGAAGCUGAAUAUACGUAUGAUGAAUGCACAAUAUAGCAAUCGCGGGUCUAUUAAGUGGCGAAACACAUAGCAUAUACUGAACGCCAACGAGCGAAGAAAACAAAGGUAUAUUUUGCAGAAAUUACGCAUGUAUAAAAGAGAUUAGUAUUUACAAGUUGUAAAUUUGUGUGUUUUUCUCUUCUUACUGGUUAUAUCUAGUUGAUUUCACAGGUUAAUAAAAACUACAAUGUUUCGAAAGUUCAAGUUAGUCUUGUUAGGAGUGCUAUGUAUAUGCACGCUGCUCUAUCUUUCCAAAAAAUUAAUAUACCCUAGCAGCAGUGACGUUACAUAUAUACCUAUUGGUAAAGGAGGAACUUUUGGGGAUGUAAAAGUUUUUGUCAACCCAGUGGACGAUGGUAAAGUAACUUUAGAGGAUAUUUUCAUCAGCGUAAGAACAAGCAGAAAAUUUCACGAAUCCCGAAUUGACCCAAUCGUUAAGACUUGGUUCAAUCUGGCGAGGGAGCAGACGUACAUUUUCACAGACGGUGAUGACGACAAGCUAAACGAAACAACUGGAGGUCAUGUUAUAAACACACACUGUGGACGAGAUUACAAUAGAUCACAUUUAAGCUGUAAAACUGGAACUGUGUACGAUACAUAUUUAGCUAGUGGUAAAAAGUGGUGGUGCCGAUUUGACGACGAUAAUUACGUCAAUCCACGACGGGUGGUCCAUCUUGUGAAUGGUUAUAAUUGGACACAAGACAUUUGCAUUGGUAAACUAAGCGUUCCAUUUUUUACAACAGACUAUCAUGGUCACUCUGAGAUAUAUCAGUUUGCCCAUGGCGGUGCUGGCUGUUGUAUUUCCCGACCAUUGGCCUUGAAAAUGAAACCGUGGUGUGGAAGAGAAGAACUGGUUGUGACUACAAGGGAAGCGGGCAUGCAAGAAGAUUGCGCUUUGGGUUUCAUUAUAACCAACCGUUUGAAAAUAAACUUGACACUAACAGACCUUUUGCAUUCUACAAGAGAGUCACUCGAAGAUUUAAACCCAGACACUCUACAUGAGCAAGCAAGCAUAGGACAAAGCCCGGGUAACACAGUGAAUUUGGACAAAGUGAAGAAUGUAAAGAUAUUUAACCAUGAUGUAGACCCAACACGUUUUAUUACUCUUCAUUGUUUUCUCUUUCCUACUGCUAAUAUAUGCAAAAUAUAGUGUCUUUUGUGUUACUUUUUAAUAUACUUUUAAAAAGUUCUGUCUGUUCCGUGGUAAAUGAUAUAUAAAUAUAAUUAAGUGAAAUUGUAUACAACUGGUAAAGUCUGUUAAAAACGUCGUUUAGCAUUCGACGCCUGCAUCGUGACUGUCGAUAUCUCGCCGCAUGAGAAUAUAGUCAUUCGUAGCCUAUACUAAAUUGACCGUUUGCGUAGAAUGACUGAUAACAUGGUCGUGGUAUUACCAACAAAUUUCCGCAAUAGUUAGACUGGAAUCAAAUAGCAAACACAUCAGACCAAAACAGUGGGUAUGAGUAGCCUACUGGUGUCGUGACAUUUUUGUUUCGACCGUUAAAUUUGGACCGGGCGCAGUUACGCAUGCGCAGCAGGACCCUU
Molecule: messenger RNA, 1728 nt
Organism: Ciona intestinalis (vase tunicate)
Lineage: Eukaryota; Metazoa; Chordata; Ascidiacea; Phlebobranchia; Cionidae
Product: beta-1,3-N-acetylglucosaminyltransferase lunatic fringe
Cellular component (GO): membrane
Molecular function (GO): glycosyltransferase activity
Source: RefSeq, a predicted model, not a curated record